CGUUUGUCGUGUAGCUGUCGUUCUUCAACGAUGAAAACAGACGAAGAGAUGGGCCUCGACCGCGGCGGCGUCGAGCUCGAGACCGACGACGAAGAGAACCAAGCUCGGCAAGACAACACCGACUACUCCCCCUCCUCUUCCUCCUCCGCCUUCUCCACCACCACCACCACUUCGUCUCCUCGCCUCUGCGAACCCUCCGACGAUGGAGACCAUGAAUCCAGUACCUUUAUUUGGCCCCAAAGUUACAGACAAUCCAUUGAUAUGAUGAGCAAUGUGAGCGUGAGCGUGCAAUCUCCUAAUUUGGUUGGGAGUGUAUUGAGAGGUGGAUCAAGCUGGCUUAGCAACUCCUUUGCAAGGCCAGGGAGUGUAUUUAGAGGUGGUUCAAGCUUGGUCGGAAGCCCCUUUGCCAGAACUGAUGAAGCUUCCCUUGAUAAACCUCUUAUUCGGCCUCAAAUCCCUUACCCUGAUCAACACUAUCUUCCUGCUCCUCCAGAUUGUCGAACCCCUAUCGACAAUGCUGUAGUUCGGAAGCCUUCCUUCAAGGAACUCCCUCCAUCUCCAGAGUGUUCUACAGCUCAAGCUAUAGUAAAUGGGCUUAAUGUUCUGUGUGGUGUGGGGUUGCUUACCACACCCUAUGCAGUGAAAGAAGGAGGGUGGUUGGGUAUGCUGUUGUUGCUUGGUUUUGGUUCUAUCUCAUUCUACACUGGGAUUUUAUUGAAGAGAUGCUUGGAUAGCUCUCCAGAACUCCAAACAUAUCCCGAUAUCGGCCAGGCUGCGUUUGGGAGGACUGGGCGUUUAUGCAUCUCAGUGAUCCUCUAUUUGGAGCUUUAUGCAUGUUGUGUAGAGUACAUAAUCUUAGUUGGUGAUAGCUUGUCAUCAAUGUUUCCAAAUGCUCAUCUAAACUAUCUAGGAUUUGUUCUCAACUCCCAGCAGCUCUUUGCCAUAACUACUGCAUUUCUGGUUCUUCCAACUGUUUGGCUUCGAGACCUUAGCUUGCUGUCAUACCUAUCAGCUGGAGGUGUGACUGCGUCCGUGAUAGCUGUGUUGUGCUUGCUUUGGGUGGGUACCGUCGAUAAAGUUGGAUUUCACCCAGGUGGUACCCCAUUGGAUCUUGCCAACUUGCCAGUUGCUCUUGGUUUGUAUGGUUUUUGUUUUUCAGGACAUUCGGUUUUCCCCAACAUUUAUUCAUCAAUGAGAACACCAUCAGAGUUUCCCUCUGUAAUGUUUUACUGCUUUUUGAUAUGUACAAUUGUUUACUCCGGUGUAGCUGUUCUAGGGUAUAUGAUGUUUGGUGAAUUCACAAAAUCUCAGUUUACACUGAAUUUGCCUCCUGAAUUUGUUGCUUCUAAACUCGCAAUUGGGACUACGGUUGUGAACCCACUCUCAAAGUAUGCUCUUACAAUGACUCCAGUAGCACUAAGUCUAGAGGAAAUCUUACCUUCAAAUCAUCAAUCUCGCCCGGUUGUGUUAGUGAUCAGAACACUUCUAGUUCUCUCAACAUUAAUUGUUGCACUUAAGGUUCCAUAUUUUGGCUUUGUGAUGGCAUUGCUUGGAUCGAUCUUCACAAUGCUUGUGGCUCUUAUUUUACCAUGUGCUUGCUACCUUAGCAUCCAGCGGAGAUCUACAAAUUAUCUCCAGGUAUCUUUAUGUGUUUGGAUUAUUUUGGUUGGAGUGGCAUGCUCAUGCAUUGGAUCAUACUCCUCAAUCAAGCAAAUUCUUAGUAAGGCAAACUGAAGGAAAAAUAUGCCAAUUAAAAUCAGUAAAUAACCUGUUAUUUGUUCAUUGUCGACUCUAAUCAUCUC
Dioscorea cayenensis subsp. rotundata (Guinea yam) is the source of this 1802-nucleotide messenger RNA. RefSeq names its product amino acid transporter AVT1B-like. The coding region runs from base 31 to 1734 and encodes 567 amino acids. The transcript is spliced from 11 exons. Gene Ontology annotation, cellular component: plasma membrane. The record is from RefSeq and is a predicted model, not a curated record. NCBI's taxonomy places the organism in Eukaryota, Viridiplantae, Streptophyta, Magnoliopsida, Dioscoreales, Dioscoreaceae.